CUUUUCUGAGACACGUUUCAAACACAAUGAUGUGCUGGAGGUGCUGUACGUGUCCAGUGACAAGAACAGGGAAGUAGUCGAAAUACAACGGUAGACUCGCCAACGGGCUGCUGCGCCACGCACUACGAGUACGGCACCACUUGCAACUCCAGCCUUGAUCGAGUAGUCGAGUUCAAGUUCUAUCUUCUGCGCUGCGCGGCCUCUCUUGCUGUCAACAAACUUGAAGUGUUCGUCACCUCAUCUGCUGUAAACUUUCGAGUUCAAGUUGACAGACGUCGACUGCAAGUAGUGGCAGCCUGUGACAGCUUCAUCCCGAAACCACGGGCAUCCGCCUCCACAACCACCGAUCCUACAACUGUACAACUGGCACUGCGGUGCCCGUCGCCCGCCACCCCUGCGUUCAGCAACGAACGCAUGCAACAGCCUUCGUUGGUUGACACUGCAGUUCACCUUGGAUCACGAAACUCUUAAUUGUUCCUCGAUCCUACUACUGCUCACGACUAUUCCGGCUACUGUCGUAUUCGCCGCAUCUGUUUACUCCAAGCGAAAUCAUCUGCUUUCCGUCCCGAGUCCGGCAAUUAACUACGCCUGUUCUCCAGCCUUGACCGUUUCUCGUUGACCACGAAGCCACUGAGGAUUUCCGAAGAAUCGUCCAUCAGCGCGUCCUUCCGAUUAGUCUCUCAAACCGACUCUAGACACGCCUUCCUUUCUAUCCCGUCCUCGCUCUUUCUCUCGCCCGAACGAGUUCUCCUAUCCCCGAGAAGACGGAGCCAAAACAAGAGACCUCCUAGGGAUGGUACCAGGCUGAAAGGACAACCGAUCAGACAAAAGAACUGUCUCCGAAGUCACAAAGUUCAAUCUGCAGUGGGCAGGAAGCGCUCAUCAAGGCAUCAUGGACACCCUAAAGAUCUUUGGUCGCCAGAUCACAGAUGGCACCUUUAACGGCAGCAACAGCGAUAACAACAACGGAGAUGAUUUCGACAACAAUUACUACUGGUGGUACAGUCCCACGGCAUAUGCCAUCAAAUGGGCCGUGAUCGCCACCAUCCUAGCAGCAUUGGCUCUGUACCUGGUCGGAGGCUAUCUACACGCGAAGAGACGUAUGCGAAAGGGACUCCCUCCCCUGGCUUAUCAUAGGUGGCUCGUUUCUCGUCGACAACGAAUGGCUUUUGCACACCAGCACCCGCAAUACGCCAAUCAGUUUUCCUUUUACAGAAACCAAAACACCCCCUAUGGCUAUGGUCAAGGCAGGCAUACUCCCUAUGGGUACGGCCAAGGACAGGCUUAUCCAAUGGGUGCUUAUGGACCACCUCCUCCAGCUUACGGCGAGCCCGACUAUGUGCCGGCAUAUACGCCUCCCGCUGGCAACAAGGUCGACCCUGACCAGAACUAUGCUCCACCGUCAGGCCCGCCUCCGUCGAAUGACGCUGCUGGUGCCUCAUCAGCGCCUCCGCCUCCCCCGGCUGACGGACCCAGUCCGCCGCCUCGUGCUCAUUUUGGGGGUUAAAACCUGAUGCGGGAAGCGGCAACGGAAACGAAUCCGGGCAUUACUGGCAGUUAGCAAUGUGCAGCGUUAAACUUGUUUCUUUCAGUGUAUGUGUGUGGUGCGUGGCAGCAAACAAAAAAGGCGUUUGGGCAUCCAGUGGCAGGUAUAGUAUGAUAGCGGCAACAACUUGAACAGCCACAACUUGAACAACGACGAUCUGGCUCAAUUCAAUUCCAUUCAAUAUGUUACACUACAACGCAAUACAAUACGUAUGGAUGGCUACUUGGCUCCGGGAUGCUGACCGCACAAUCUGUUAGCUGUGGUUUCGGCCCGUACACAUUUAACUUGCAAGAUAGUAUGUGUGUUCGCUCGGUGGGACCCAACUCGGGCCAACAAAUGAAUAUUGAUGGGAAUCAUGCACA
This is a messenger RNA of Exophiala dermatitidis NIH/UT8656, 1908 nucleotides long. RefSeq lists its product as uncharacterized. The record is from RefSeq and is a predicted model, not a curated record. The coding region runs from base 893 to 1507 and encodes 204 amino acids. The transcript is spliced from 4 exons. NCBI's taxonomy places the organism in Eukaryota, Fungi, Ascomycota, Eurotiomycetes, Chaetothyriales, Herpotrichiellaceae.